CCGGAACUAUAGCAGUAGAGGUUGUUACCCGGGGAACUAGUAUCUGUUGCACCAUUAUUUUCGUGUUGAACUUGACGUUUUGUAACAUGUUGGUGAAGGGUGUACGUGCACAUACCCGCAUUAUUUGAGUCAGGUAAAACAUACCUGCCUUGUGGGGCAUUUCACUUAUAACUGUAGGAUUAUGCUAUUACCAUUCCUUCUCCGUGGGUGCACUGCAAAGCACUAUGUACAGCAAGCGCUUUCUAGCACUCGGCUAUGCGUUAAUUAUUGCAACAUCAGAGGACUAGCCACUUCCAGUGGCCAGCUCUUCCUCAGGAGGACCCCACAACGAUUCCUCAACCAGUCACGAGGAGCUAAAACUCACAAAAGGAAACAUCAGAACCAAGAAGAUGACUGGAAGAAAAGGAACAAGACCGUCCUCACAUAUAUCGCGGCUGCCGGAGUGGGAAUGAUUGGCUUGUCAUAUGCUGCUGUUCCACUUUACAGACUGUACUGUCAAGCAUCAGGGCUGGGAGGCACAGCAGUAGCAGGACAUAACACAGAUCAAGUAGAGACGAUGAAGCCAAUCAGGGACCGUAUUAUUAAAGUGACCUUCAAUGCAGACACACACGCCAGCAUGCAGUGGAAUUUCCGUCCGCAGCAGUCAGAGAUUUACCUCGUACCAGGAGAAACUGCGCUGGCCUUUUAUAAGGCACGGAAUCCCACAGACAAACCAGUGAUAGGCAUUUCUACCUACAAUGUUGUACCUUUUGAGGCUGGACAAUAUUUUAAUAAGAUACAGUGUUUCUGUUUUGAGGAACAGAGGUUAAAUCCACACGAGGAAGUAGACAUGCCUGUUUUCUUCUACAUUGAUCCAGAGUUUGAUGAUGACCCGAGGAUGGCACGAGUUGAUACUAUUACACUCUCAUAUACCUUUUUUGAAGCCAAGGAGGGACAGCGGUUGCCCGUCCCUGGAUAUAGCUAAUUAUUUAUUAUUCAGAGAAUUUUCAUCAGAAUUAUCUUCAGGAGAGUGUGUUCAGUAAUCAUUUUGGUAAUGAUUACUGAAUAUUUUGUCACAUUUCACUUAUAUGUCUGGAUAGAUUGAUUCAAACAAAUAUAAAAACUGAACAGUAAUGAAGACUGAUCAUCUGUCUUUGAAUUUUGUUUAAGAUAAUAAAUUAUAAGUCACUGUUUUUUAUACACCAUAAGAUAAAAAUUAUUUUGAUAUCAAACAACUGAGCUGUGUAUGCAAAAUUUGUGUGAGCAUUUGUGAGGAUAGUAAGAAAUGAGCUGCUUGUUUGGUUUACUUUAGAACACUAGAGGGCAGCAUUUGUGUAUUUUUAUAAUUGUCCUCUGAUGUAAAACAUGAUCCUAAAACUUAGCAAUUGCAUUGGAGUGAAACCGCAUACAACUUGUUGAUUAUUGUGUAAUAAUUAAUAUAACAUGGCAGGUAAUGUUGCAGCAUACUAGAACAUUAGUCUGUGCUUGCAUAUCUGGAUAUCAUACACCUAUAGCAGAUAGAUGCUUUAUAAUAACAUGCGCAGAUGCUCUCAGUGGUACUCAAGUGAACAACAUGUUUCUUCAGAUGGAUUAUACAUUAUCAAACAGACACAUGUCACAACAGAAAUGAGAUGUUAAAGUAAAGAUAUAAAAAUGA
This is a messenger RNA of Cyprinus carpio (common carp), 1636 nucleotides long. It is a transcript of the gene cox11, whose product is annotated as cytochrome c oxidase copper chaperone COX11. Gene Ontology annotation, molecular function: copper ion binding. NCBI's taxonomy places the organism in Eukaryota, Metazoa, Chordata, Actinopteri, Cypriniformes, Cyprinidae. The record is from RefSeq and is a predicted model, not a curated record. Gene Ontology annotation, cellular component: mitochondrial inner membrane.